Paraglomus brasilianum is the source of this 894-nucleotide messenger RNA. The record is from the annotation of a GenBank genome assembly. Lineage: Eukaryota; Fungi; Glomeromycota; Glomeromycetes; Paraglomerales; Paraglomeraceae.
AUGACUCCUAGAACAGCACAUCGAUUUAUAACUAUGAGCACUCUUUUAAUUGCCAUACUUUACUGGCGGUUUUUGCCACCAACCAAGUCAAACAGUCCAGACGGCAAUCUCAUUGCAGCGUUAGAUGUCUUUAUAAAGCACACAAGUGGAUUUGAAACAGCUGCAAAUAUAAUUGAAAAUAAUCCUGCGUUUGCAUCUUAUGGUAAGCAAAUUGCCAAUGGACUUCGACAGUAUAGAGGAAAAAUUACGCCUGCUGGUAACAGUCUCAAAGAAAUGCAUCGGAAAGGGUCCUACCUUUUUGGAACUUUUAAGACGGAAAUCGAAACACUUGUUAACAUAUCUGAUUUCCAGUUUGUCGAUAUAUCCAGUUUUUUUAAAAAAAGGAUUGAGAAAAUGUUUAAAAUAGUCAAAGAGCUUCGUACACAUAUACAGAAAGCAAAGGACGCAAUGCUGAACGUGGACGAUAAGCGUGAUAAUCUUGAAAAAGAUAUAUGGAACGGGCUGAGAGAGGCAAGAAAGCACCUGUUUAAAAGCUAUAACGAUGUGUCAAUAGUCGUCGAUAUUCCUCAAAAUUCAGGCGAACUUUUAGACAAAACACUUAAGGUGUUGGACGAAUAUGAGAGUGAAAGCCAGAGCGAUGUGUUAAUGGUCGUCGAUAUUUGGAAGCUUCUUCAAAAUGCAAGCAAAAUUUUAGACAAAAUACUUAAGCUGUUGAACGAAUAUGAGAAUAAUUUGGUAGAGGUUCAAGCGCAGUUAGGUCGUGGUUUGUUUACAGCUACUAAAGCAGAUUUAAACUAUUUGAUAAAACCGCUGAGAGACUUGUACAAAAGUCACAAAAAGUUUAUACAAGAAGAUAGCAAUCCGAUAAUUAUUAACUGGUUAUGGUCAGUUUGA